Messenger RNA from Coregonus clupeaformis (lake whitefish), 4134 nucleotides. Its product is annotated as potassium voltage-gated channel subfamily C member 1-like. NCBI's taxonomy places the organism in Eukaryota, Metazoa, Chordata, Actinopteri, Salmoniformes, Salmonidae. The coding region runs from base 697 to 2547 and encodes 616 amino acids. The record is from RefSeq and is a predicted model, not a curated record. The transcript is spliced from 5 exons. Gene Ontology annotation, molecular function: delayed rectifier potassium channel activity; protein binding. Gene Ontology annotation, cellular component: voltage-gated potassium channel complex; neuronal cell body membrane; axon. Gene Ontology annotation, biological process: potassium ion transmembrane transport; protein homooligomerization.
CACAUCACGUCUCACGCGCCUCUCUGCCUGGAGGACGAAAUCAUCGCAAAUUGAUGGAAUAUUCCAAGCGCGUUUAUCGGUUUGGUUCAUAGGGGUCAACUUUCAUGUUAAGGAAACUUGUUGGAUUAUUGGGGCUCAGAUGGAUAUCGUGACUAAGGUGAGGACCUUGGGUUAUCGCUUUUAAGCGGCUCCAAUAAUUUGACAAAAUACACCUAGAAAUAGCAGCUCUCUAAAUAUCGUUUGAAGUCGCGAGGAAGGUAUCCCUGAUUGAACUGUUGAAUCAUUUAAGCUAUUUUCCGCUACAACAUUUGCUUAUUUAUUGACAUUAGGCUAUAGAUAAUGUAUAUUAUUCCACAAAUAUUUGGUGAACAAAAGCCACAUGCCUGCCUAUCCCAAAUUUAUAAUCCCAAAUUUAGAGAGAUGUUUUGAGAUUGCGAACAGAGUCUUUAGGGAAGUGUAGCCUAUAGCAGGUGGUUUUAUUCAAGGAAAAUCUCUGUCUGUCGCGCACAUUGGACUUGUUGAAGCAGAGAAGCAACUGUCCACGGGACGACUAGUUGGAUAAAUGAGUCGUAUCACAAGGACUGACAUGAGAACGAACUGUGAUACGUCACCGUGUGAUUGUUUAUUUUGCUUCGGGAUAUAAUAACGGAAAAACACAAACCAACGGAAUAACCAACCGUCUCUCCAUCUAAAUCUAUGAUCAGCUCGGUGUGUGUCUCGUCUUACCGAGGACGCAAGUCAGGUAACAAACCUCCGUCUAAGACAUGUCAGAAGGAAGAAAUGAUCAGGGGCGAAGACUCGGAAAAAAUUGUUAUCAAUGUUGGUGGCACAAGACACGAAACCUACAAGAGCACACUUAGGACCCUACCAGGGACGCGCCUGGCCUGGUUAGCCGACCCGCCAGAGCCGAACCCAGACAAGGACUCCCUCCCCGUAGGACCCAUAUCUCCAACUACAAACGAGUUAUUUUUCGACAGGCACCCUGGCAUAUUCGCUUAUGUGUUGAACUAUUACAGGACUGGCAAGCUUCAUUGCCCCGCCGAUGUCUGCGGGCCUCUUUUUGAAGAGGAGUUGGCGUUUUGGGGGAUAGAUGAGACCGACGUGGAGCCGUGUUGCUGGAUGACAUAUCGACAGCACCGAGACGCAGAGGAGGCACUGGACAUAUUCGAACCACCGGACCCAGAUGACACGGACGAUGAACUACCCAGACGGUUCGGCAUCGAGGACUGCCCGGACAGAUCGAGGGGAUGCUGCGAAGUUUGGCAACCAAAGAUAUGGGCUCUCUUUGAGGACCCAUACUCAUCCAGGGCUGCUAGAGGCAUAGCGUUUGCCUCCCUCUUCUUCAUUCUGGUUUCCAUCACUACGUUCUGUCUGGAGACCCACGAGUACUUCAACGACCUGCAGAACCGCACGGAACAUGUGGUGGUGGGGAACCACACAGAGGAGGUAGUCUCAGUGGAGGUGGUGACCAAGCCCAUUCUGACCGUGGUGGAGGGCGUUUGUGUGGUCUGGUUCACCUUGGAGUUCUUCGUCCGCAUCGUGUGCUGCCCCGACAAGCUGCUCUUCAUCAAGAACAUGUUAAAUGUCAUUGACUUCGUGGCUAUCCUGCCCUUCUAUCUGGAGAUGAGCCUCAGCGGUCUAUCCUCUAAAGCAGCCUCCGACAUCCUGGGGUUUCUACGAGUAGUCCGCUUCGUCCGGAUCCUCCGGAUCUUCAAGCUGACCAGGCAUUUUGUCGGUCUGAGGGUUCUCGGCCACACAUUAAAAGCCAGCGUCAACGAGUUCUGCCUGCUUAUCGUCUUCCUGGCAUUGGGCGUCCUCAUCUUCGCCACAAUGAUCUACUACGCAGAGCGGAUAGGGGCCCAACCGGAUGACCCCCGCGGCUCUAAACACACCCACUUCAAGAAUAUCCCUAUCUCCUUCUGGUGGGCCGUGGUCACCAUGACUACCCUGGGCUACGGGGACAUGUACCCCCAGACGUGGCUGGGCAUGAUGGUGGGCGCUCUGUGCGCCCUGGCGGGGGUACUGACCAUCGCCAUGCCCGUGCCUGUUAUUGUCAAUAACUUUGGGAUGUACUACUCCCUGGCCAUGGCUAAACAGAAGCUGCCUAAGAAGAAAAAGGCGCACAACCCGAACCCGGACGCUCCCACGGACACGGCCUCGUUCGGGAAGUCCGUCACUAACUCUCCCAGGGACAGUACUCAGAGUGAUACGUGUCCGCUGGCUGCAGAGGAGAAUAUCAACAGGAACCGCUCAGACUCCAAGCAGAACGGAGACGCCAACUUGGCUGUGUCGUCGGAUGAUGGCUGCAGCCUGACCCAGCCCCUGUCACCCAGCGAGAGGUGGAACCUACGGCACGGCCACGGCCGCAAACACGCCCGGUCGGUCAGGGGGAACAACGUCACCAAGAAAGAGGCAACCUGCUUCCUGCUCACCUCUGGAGACUUCUCCUGCGCCGGUGGAGAGCACACCAUACGCACUGAGAGCUGUAAAGACAUCCUGGCAGCUACUGGGAACUACGCCCAACCAGAAAUCACCACUCUGACCUGAUUUAAACGGAUUGGUCGAUGAAGGACAAUUGGUUGUGAACCAGGAUGCAGCACUGAAGGACAUGGGGUGGAGCUUCAGGUCUAGGCCCCUUCCUCCUAACUGAUAUGAAGGUCCGGGUCCUUCCGGAAGGUUCUGGAAGAAGAACUUUUGUCUUUCUGUCAAGUACACAGUACCCAAAACUCUGUUGUGGAAUACUUAUAUCUGAUGCUGUAGGAGGUAUAGUUAUGUAUGUACACACAUCUGUCUGUUUCCAAGUAUUUAGCAUGUAUUGUAUUGUAUGAUUUAGCACUAUAUAAUGUACCUUGAAAGAAAAUAACAUCAGUGAACUUAAUAUUAAGGGACACAUCUAAAGUUGAGGAGCUUUUUUUGAAUAUCUGAAGUAACUCCUCUGAUGGAAAUACUUUGAGUUUCAAUCAAGCAGCAAUAUUUACAAAUGGCGUUUUCAAGAAAUUGCUACUAUGGCUUGAAGGAUUCGGUUUUUAAAGUUAGCAAUACAGUAUAUGAUCAGUUCAUAGUCCUUGUGGAGAAGAACAACGUUUGAUGUUUCUGUAAAAAAAUGCUACAGUCUUUUAUCAAUGAAGCGUAAUUGGUAAAACAUUGACUGACUAAAAUACAACAGAAAUGUGGAGUUGCAUUGUGUAAAAAAAUGACUGUGAGCAAACUACAGUAGGAUUGGAACUAGGAGUCAUUGUUCCCAACAUGUCCAGCUCUGUUUUGAUUAAAUAAAGGUUCAAACAGGUGUCAGGCCAGUAAACAGACAGGCUGUAGUCAAGCAGCGGCAAUGCGACUAUGAAAGCUCGCGCUACUUUCCUUUCACAAACAAAGUAUCUUUCAAAAAACCUUAUAGAAAUAAUAAAAAUGUAUUUCUAUUACAGUACGUAAACAGUUGUGUUUCAGGAAGAGGAGAGUCAACGCGCAGACAACGGUAGCAGUAGCAGGAUGAGACUGUUAUAGCUCACGCUAACGUUAACGCUAAUGUUCACAAACAGUGUCUUUAAGUCAUUGCACAAAAAAAAGAGAAAUAGGAAUGUAAAAAUGUCAGAGAGACGAGAUGCAGUCAGACAGUAGUCAAGAUGAUGUGUCUGAAUAAGCUCACACUACGAGUCUUUUCACAAACAAAGUGUCUUGCGAAUAAUAUAUAAAUGCUGUUCUAUUUCUAUGAUAUUAGCUCUGUUCUGUCAAUACAUUUGCCGGUUGAAAGGGGACCAAAAUGUGAGUGGCCAUAUUAGAUUAAAAGUGAUUGUCUCAACAUCAUCGUUACUAAAUGCAUCAUCAACGUCGCUAGUAAAUGCAUCGUUAAGAUCCAUAUCUACACAUACUGUGACAUCAGCCGCCCGUUCCUGUCGUGCAUAUUGUCAAAGUGAUGGAGCUUAAUGUGUUAUGGAGUAAUGUCAUGAGGCUUAGAUUUGUUCCUAAAACGCCAAUCUUGGUUAUUUUAAGAUCUUGGUUGUUGGAGAUCUUGGUUGUUUGAUCAUCUUUGUACAUGUUUCUAACAUGCUGACCACACCGGCCGCGUUGCGUGCGUGAAUGUUGCAAAAUAAAUGUACACAUACAGUACCAGUCAAAAGUUUGGACACACCUACUCAU